Molecule: messenger RNA, 1788 nt
Organism: Aspergillus wentii DTO 134E9
Lineage: Eukaryota; Fungi; Ascomycota; Eurotiomycetes; Eurotiales; Aspergillaceae
Gene: mirC
Product: siderochrome-iron transporter MirC
Exons: 4
Coding region: 1-1788 (595 amino acids)
Biological process (GO): siderophore transmembrane transport
Molecular function (GO): siderophore-iron transmembrane transporter activity
Source: RefSeq, a predicted model, not a curated record
AUGCCCCUUCUCGAUAAUCGCUCAGGGCCAUCUUACGGUACACUCGACCAAAUGGAGCGACGAAACGAAGAGGAAAGAGAUCAGCUGUUGGAGGGUGGUUAUGAUGAGUGUGGGAACAAUAGUGAGACAGAGUCGUUGGACUCCGUCCAGGAAGGUGUUCGGAAAAUUGAAGCGAUCAAUAUGACAUGGACCACGAGGUCUUUGAUUGUAGCUUAUAUCAGUAUUUUUCUCAUGGCGUUCUGUACGUCUCUGGAAGGCCAGACCGUCAUGUCGUUAUCAGCAUACGCGACCAGUGCAUUCAGCAAGCAUUCCUUAAUAUCGACUGUUCUAGUUGUCCAAAAUGUGGUCAAUGCCGUGGUCAAACCCCCCAUGGCCAAGAUAGCAGAUGUCUUUGGCCGCUUCGAAGCAUUCUGUCUCAGCAUCCUCAUAUAUGUUCUGGGCUACAUUCAAAUGGCUGCUUCGAGUAACGUUCAAGCUUACGCAUCUGCCCAAAUAUUUUAUGCAGCCGGAUCCACGGGCCUGCAGAUUCUCCAGCAAGUUUUUAUCGCUGAUAGCAGUAGCCUGCUUAACCGAGCGCUUCUUGCUCUCCUGCCCGAACUUCCGUUCUUGAUCACGGUCUGGAUAGGUCCGACUAUUGCCGAUGCUGUCCUCCAGCACGCGGGAUGGCGCUGGGGUUAUGGAAUGUGGACAAUCAUUCUACCCGCCUCUUUUCUUCCCUUGGCUCUAUCGCUGCUAAUGAAUCAGCGCAAGGCUCGGAGACUAAAUCUGAUCAAGUCGACCCCCCGCAAGCACCGUGGUAUCGGUCAAGUCCUACGGCGCACCUGGUACGAUCUGGAUGUGUUUGGCUUGGUACUGUUGUCUACUGCAGUCACACUACUUUUGGUGCCACUGACUCUAGCCGCCACUGCCAAAAAUGGCUGGAAAAGCCCGAGCAUUAUCGCGAUGAUGGCAUUGGGGUUGGUUUGCCUUUUGAUACUACCAGCCUGGGAAACUUCCAAAAGACUGGCACCCAAACCCCUUCUAUCGCUGCACCUUCUCAAACAACGGACCGCUCUCGCCGGGUGUGGUUUGGCGUUUUUCUAUUUCAUGGCGUUUUAUUUCUCCGUCCAACCCUACUUAUACUCUUACCUGCAAGUCGUUCAGGGAUACGACGUCGCCACCGCUGGUCGGGUGACCCAGACGUUCGCAUUCACAUCUACAAUUGCGGCAUUCGGAGUCUCGAUUCUCAUCAAGUACACCAAAAGAUAUCGAGUUUUCGUGACCGCCGGUUGUGUAAUUUACAUUGUUGGGCUACUGUUGAUGAUGCUCUAUCGCCAUGAAGGCAACUCGCUAGUUCAGAUCCUGGGAACCCAGGUUGUGGUCGGUAUGGGAGGAGGACUGCUCAAUGUGCCAGUCCAGUUGGGCGUGCAAGCAUCCGCUAGUCACCAGGAUGUAGCCGCAGCGACGGCCAUGUUCCUCACCUCGAUGGAGAUGGGAGGGGCGGUCGGUGCAGCCAUUUCCGGAGCGGUUUGGACCCAUAGCAUCCCACACAAGCUACUUCAAUAUCUCCCAGAAGAUCACAAGGCCGAUGCGGCCGAGAUCUUUGGCAAACUAACGACGGCCUUGUCGUAUCCUCAAGGAUCACCUGUGCGGAUGGCCAUUAACCGGGCCUACCAGGAGACGAUGAACAAGCUGCUGGUCCUGGCGUUCAUUGCAGUCAUCCCGUUGAUACCAUUGAGCCUGAUGAUGGCGAAUUACAAACUGGACAAAGUGAGAAACCAUUCUCCAGAUGACAAGCGACGGGACUAA